Messenger RNA from Penicillium taxi, 861 nucleotides. RefSeq lists its product as uncharacterized. The record is from RefSeq and is a predicted model, not a curated record. The transcript has 2 exons. Bases 1 to 861 code for a protein of 286 amino acids. NCBI's taxonomy places the organism in Eukaryota, Fungi, Ascomycota, Eurotiomycetes, Eurotiales, Aspergillaceae.
AUGACUACCCAUACUCCCACCUUUAUCAACCUGCCUCCUCCUCCCUCGGACCCUGUUACUCCAUCGGAACUGGGACCGGGAACUCCCAAUUCAGGCACUACUUCCCUCUCCGCCCUAUCUACGACUGCCAUUAAAGACGGUCAUCAGGGACAGGCAUGGCCUCAUGGUCGCCACCACGCACACCACACCUCAUCCGCUUCUAUCUCUUCGACUAAUACCUUGGAGGCUGAGCGCGCGGAUCGCAUCUCCCGCCUGGCCGGUCUCGAGCGUGUCGCUACUGCGCGAUCGGGUGGCCAGACAUCCUCCAACGCCGCCUACGCCGCCUCGCACGCACCAGGCUACUUCGAUAGCAAUGCCCAGCUAAAGGAGCGCAGCACAGUUGGCAGUGCUAGUGCUACCGGCAGCUACGGCGGCAACACAACCUGGAGCGAUGCUUUUGAUGCCGAUAAGAUGAGCGAGGACGACAGCGUCAGCAACGUUAGCGACGAGGGCAAUGCUAGCUUGGUCGGCUUUGGCGAGGGUGCCAACAGUACCAUCAGUGGCCCAACAUCUGCCCGUCCAUCCGGUAUGAACUAUGUUCCAUCCGGUGGCUUUGGCGGUCGUCCUACCUCCAUGAGCUCCAACGUCGGUCGCGCCAACCCUCUCGCUUCAUACAUUCAGCAGCAGCAACAGGAGCAGGCAGAUGACAGCCAUGUUAUGGCGCAUUCGCCGGCUGGCUCUGCUACCCCUGAGCCUAUGACUGAGGAUCCACGUUACGUCAACGGUAUGACCUUCGAUUCGGAUACUGUGGAUACGACUGUUCGUACUCCUCGACUGGUUAUGUCUCCUAGCAGUGGGUCUGAGGACAAGACCCGUAAGUAG